Messenger RNA from Loxodonta africana (African savanna elephant), 12492 nucleotides. RefSeq names its product heme A synthase COX15 (gene COX15). Gene Ontology annotation, biological process: heme A biosynthetic process. The record is from RefSeq and is a predicted model, not a curated record. Lineage: Eukaryota; Metazoa; Chordata; Mammalia; Proboscidea; Elephantidae. Gene Ontology annotation, cellular component: mitochondrial inner membrane. The transcript is spliced from 9 exons. Bases 149 to 1390 code for a protein of 413 amino acids. Gene Ontology annotation, molecular function: oxidoreductase activity, acting on NAD(P)H, heme protein as acceptor.
GCGUAGUCCCUGCGCCUCCGGGUCGCGUCGUCCCGAGAAGGGGAGCGCUGGCUCUGCGUGACCUGGAAGUGCUUCCACUUUCGGUGGCGAAGAAAGAAGACCGUAGAGCGCUGGGGUGUGGAGGUGGUGUCGGUGCACUGCCCUCAGCAUGCAACGCUUGCUCUUGCCGCCCCUGAAGGCCUUGACGGGGAGCCCCUGUCUCCGGCUCCUGGUUCCUAGGGCGGCGCCUAGAGCACAGUGUGGUUGCAGCUGUGGGAUCAGGCGCCCUUUGAAGCCAGGACAAUACAGCACCAUCUCUGAAGUAGCUGUGCAAUCUGGAAGGGGUACGGUGUCCCUUCCCUCAAAGGCUGCUGAGCGGGUGGUGGGCCAAUGGCUCCUGAUCUGCAGUGGAACAGUGGCCGGAGCGGUUAUUCUUGGUGGAGUAACUAGGUUGACAGAGUCUGGCCUGUCGAUGGUAGAUUGGCAUUUAAUAAAGGAGAUGAAGCCUCCUACAAGCCGAGAGGAAUGGGAAGCAGAAUUCCAAAAAUACCAGCAAUUUCCAGAAUUUAAAAUCUUGAAUCACAAUAUGACGUUGGCAGAAUUCAAGUUCAUCUGGUACAUGGAAUACUCACACCGAAUGUGGGGGCGCCUUGUAGGCCUCGCAUACGUCCUGCCUGCUGCCUACUUUUGGAGAAAGGGCUGGCUCAGCCGUGGCAUGAAAGGACGUGUUCUUGCUCUCUGUGGCUUAGUCUGCUUCCAGGGUCUGUUGGGAUGGUAUAUGGUGAAAAGCGGAUUGGAAGAAAAACCAGACUCCCAUGACAUUCCUCGAGUCAGUCAGUACCGCCUAGCUGCACACCUGGGAUCAGCCCUUGUUCUUUAUUGCGCCAGCUUGUGGACUUCCCUCUCACUGCUGCUCCCUCAGCAUAAGUUGCCUGAAACUCGUCAACUCCUACGGUUGAGACGAUUUGCUCAUGGAACAGCAGGCUUAGUGUUCCUUACAGCACUCUCAGGGGCUUUUGUAGCAGGGCUGGAUGCUGGGCUCGUUUACAACUCCUUUCCCAAGAUGGGAGAAUCCUGGAUCCCAGAGGAUCUCUUUACCUUCUCCCCCAUCCUGAGGAAUGUUUUUGAGAAUCCCACCAUGGUACAGUUUGAUCACCGUGUUCUGGGGAUCAGUUCUGUCACUGCCGUUACAGUGCUUUACUUCCUCUCCCGGAGAAUUCCCCUUCCUCGGAGGACCAGGAUGGCAGCAGUGACUCUGCUGGCAUUGGCAUAUACACAGGUGGGCUUGGGCAUUAGCACUCUGCUGAUGUACGUUCCAACCCCUCUGGCUGCCACUCACCAGUCGGGCUCCUUGGCUCUGCUCAGUGCUUCCCUUUGGCUCAUGAACGAACUCCGACGGGUCCCAAAAUGAUUCUCAGAGGAUCAUCUUCCUGGGACUGAAACUGUUCCUUUGAGAGCUCCUCAGAGAGUGCAAGAACAAAAGGGUGACCUUGGCAUACCAGGUGGCUUCCAAGUUACUUAAAACUUUUUGUCUGCUUUUGAGAAAGAGUCACUGGAUCAAGUAUGUCAUUAUGUAUUGUUUACACUAAAGAUUCCUUUUUUAAUCUUUUCAUAUUGAAAAUUAGGUUUAAUGUAGAGAAAUGUCUGUCAUUUUUUGCUUCUUAAUAGGCUCUGUCUCAAGCUACUUAGUGUUGGCAAGCUCUUGAUUCUACAUGCAUGGUUUUGUGUCCUUGGUCUCCUGUGUCCUGAAUUCUACUUAAGUGGAAUUCUUUAUAAUCUUCAUUUCCAUCAGGUGAAGAUUCAAAGGGAAGGAUUAGCACACCCUAAAAUAGCCAGAUAACUUUCAGCAAGAAGUAGCUAGUGUCUUCCAAAAAAAUAUCCUUAAUUUCAAAAAUGGAGAAAUGAUAGAUUUUGACAUGUCAAUGUCUGUAUACAGGUAUGUGCUGCAUGAUGUCCAUCUGGGCAGGGUCCAACCGCGUGUACAUCCCUGGUCCCCUAGGUUUUUGUUUUGGUUCUCCUUUUGUUGAUUAUUUCCCCCUAAUGGUUUUAAAGACCCCGAGCCCCCAGAGUGAAUGAGCAGCAGGGCUCUUUGGCGCGUAUCUAUCCCCCCAGCACCUCCAUUCGCUCCUGGCUAAGGGCAGCACCUGCUGCAGCUCCUCUGCCCCUGCCUCAGGCUCCCAGCUGUGGGCUGUAGCAGUAGCAACUGCACAUGAUCAGGAAGCACUUGGGCUGCAUCAACAGGGCAGCAGCAGCCAGGGCCACCACUGCCAGCUGUGCUCCUGGCACGCGGCACACGUGCUUCCCUCUUAGUCCCUGUGCCCAUCUCCUUGCACCCCUGUGUGCCCCCUGCCCUAUGCUUGGAGGUGUGCAAAGUCCAGGUCUGGCUGCUGGCGCAGAUGCUGCCAGGCCUGCAGCUGCGCACCUGCCAAGGUUGGCCUCCUGUAUCCAAUGGAUACAGCUCUUGGGCUUUGUCCGGUGAGCAGGUGGCAUUCCUCAGGCAAGCAGAACAACGGGCAGAGCUGGGCGAGUAACCCAGGGACUGCCUCUAUAUAAUACGGUGUUCCCACAAUGUCCAAAUUGCAUAACGCCCUAUUUCACAAAACGUAUAGUGGAUGUUAAGUGAUGCAUGGCUGUACAGCAAAGUGGUUUAUGAGAACUUAGAAAAAGAGGCUAUUGCUAGGUCAGAGGAAUGGAAUAAACACUGUACAUUGGUUCCUGAAAGACAAAAGGAAAUAUGGCCUUAAUGGUAGUACAGGUAUUCCCUAACUUAUGACAUAUUUGAGUUAGGACAAACAGCAUUAAGACCAUCUGUUUCUUUUUUUCCCAUAAAUCUCGUCGUUGGUAAUAUGUACUACACACAGUGUUGCAACGUGUAAUUUGCUGAUGUUAUUAUUCUCAUGCCAACUCCCAAAGACAAAGAUUGGCUUUGUAACAAUACAGAUAAUAAAAGGCAAUAAUUAUGAAAAAAAAAAUGAGGUAUUUGACAUAAGUCAGAACCGACUUACAUUGGGGUUAUCAAAACAGAACCCUCUCAUAAGCUGGGGACUACCUGUAUAUGGAAGUCUCUAUGGAUGUUUAAACAAAUUGUUGAUUAAUGAAUUGGUGUGAUUUUGGUCUCUGCUGAUAUUUCACAGGGCUCUGUAUUGUUCAACUUUUUUCUUAAUAUUGUUCACCUUUUUUUCUUAAAUCAGUGCUUUGCAUGAAGGGAUCAGAAACAUCAGAUUUGAGGAUGGAGCAAACCAACAUUGCUUACAUAUAUAGAUGAGAGUCAUAAUUCAAAACAGUCCCAGAGUGACACUAUCAAGAUAAAGAGAUUAUAAAGUUCUCAUUUAAAUUAAAUAGGUUUUAUAAGUUUGGGGUGAGAAUCCUGGCUUUAUAGUAUUUCACAUAAAAAAGACUUAAGGAUUUCAGUUUGUCACAGGCUCAGUAUGAACCAACAAAGCGAUGAUACUGAUAAAAAUUAGUGGUGUUCAGAUUUUAUCAGGAGGAAUGUCACAGCCAGAUCACAACUUGUGUAGAAUACCUCUCAGGUGUUACAUUUCACUCUGAAUACCAAAUUUAAAGGAGGACAUUGACAACUAACUGUAUAUUCAGAGGAGAGGCCAGGAUGGUGAAGAGUCCAGAACCCAUAUCCCACAGGGAAUGGUUGAAGGAACUGGGGAUAAUUAGCAGGAGAAAAAAAACAUUUAGGGAGAGAAGGAUUCCUGUUGGAGAAAUUAAAGCCUUCAUGCAGAGAGAGAAUGAGCUUUCCUUUGCUGCAAAACUGGGAGCAAUGAGUGAAAAUGGCAGGAAAGUAGUUUUUUUUUUUUUUUUAACUUUUAUUGAGCUUCAAGUGAACGUUUACAAAUCAAGUCAGUCUGUCACAUAUAAGUUUACAUACAUCUUACUCCGUACUCCCACUUGCUCUCCCCCUAUUGAGUCAGCCCUUCCAGUCUCUCCUUUCGUGACAAUUUUGCCAGCUUCCCACUCUCUAUCCUCCCAUCCCCCUUCCAGACAUGAGAUGCCAACACAAUCUCAAGUGUCCACCUGAUAUAAUUAGCUCACUCUUCAUCAGCAUCUCUCUCCCACCCACUGUCCAGUUCCUUUCAUGUCUGAUGACUUGUCUUCGGGGAUGGUUCCCGUCCUGUGCCAACAGAAGGUCUGGGGACCCUGGCCGCCAGGAUUUCUCUAGUCUCAGUCAGACCGUUAAGUAUGGUCUUUUUAUGAAGGAAAGUAGUUUUUAGUUCUGUAGAAGGCAACAGUAGGUUGGACCAGAUCAACUGUCCACUGGGAUCAGGCUGAUGGAGACAGUGGUGAACUGGAGAGCUGGUGCCUCUGUUAGGAGGCUAAGCCACUGUGAACUCUGGCCGAUUGUUGCUCUGGAGGCCCAGGGUUGCCAGAGCUGCUAGUUUUUAAAGAAGGCAAACAUGUUUGUGUGAAAGCUCUGUUUAAGUGUUGGCAACUAAUUGCAAGUUUUUUUAAAUGUUACGCAGGCCAGAAAACUCAUUUGGGAGCCAUAAAUGAUAUAAGGCUUGUCCAUUUGCACUCUUUGGACUAGAUGAUCUCAGUUCCCUUUCUACUCUAGUAUUCUUUGAGUUUCAGUGAGUCCUGCAAUAUGUGUUUGAGGGAACCAUUCUCAGGUGGGUCUUAGCAAACCAGAGGUAGACAGUUUAUCUUUGAUUUUUUAAGGAUCCCAGACUCUGGUGGGCUUAUACUUUUGCCUAGCGUUUUAGAGUUUUCAUAUUCUUUCACUGUUUUAAAACCUGCUCACCCUAGAGUGGUUCCCAGCUUCUCUCACAUUAGACAGAACCUUUUAAAAAUUCCAAGGCCCGAGGCUCACCCCAAAUAAAUCACAAUAACUGGGAGCAGGAACCGGCAUCAGUACAGUUCCCCAAGUGAUUCCAGUGUGCAGACAAGUUUGGUAACAUCUGGCCUAAUAGCCAAGGAGCCCUGGUGGCACAGUGGUUAAGUGCUUAGCUGAUAACCGAAAGGUCAGCGGUUUGAAACUCACCAGCCACUCCUUGGGAGAAAGAUGUGGUAAUCUGCUUCCAUAAAGAUUACAGCCUUGGAAACUCUUUGGGGCAGUUCUCCUCUGUCCUGAGGGUCACUGUGAGUUGGAAUCACCUUGAUGGCAACGUGUUUGGUUUGGGUUGGCCUAACAGCCUAGUCUCCUUAGAAAAUUCUGACCAGCUUGUUCCCAUUCCCUCAGAAUUUUCACCCCAUCCUGUCUCAUUUAAUCUUCUGUGUUAGUGUGUUAACAGGAUAUCACUUCUUCUAAAUAGUAGAAUUCUUUAGAGAAAGGAAACUGCCAUCACUGGGACGGAUGCCCACAUCAUCAUCCCAUCACAAACCCAGAUUUUCUUUAGUUAAUAACUGAGUCAGCAGAGGGCAGCGUGACCCAACCAAAGAAUCAUAUGCUAAUAUUUCUACAGUUUCGUCCAAUAAAGUAACAACUCAUGAAUAAAAUAAGUCCAAGUUUCAGAUGUUUUACAGUGUUUUAAUUUUAUUAGGUAUGUUAGAAUAAGCUUGGGAAAGCAGAUGUGGUUGUAUUUAGCUAUAUAACUAUAUGCCUGUCUGUGAGCUCCUAGUGAGUGGAAAAAAACCCAAAAAACCCAGUGCUUAAUUACCUUCGUAUUUGUGGUAUUCCUGGCACUGCCAGACACAAACCAAAUAUUGAACGAAUGCCUGACUGAAUGGAAAAUGGAUAAUUAACAGAUUGAUGUCCCAGGCAUCUCUUUCAAAAAAAGUCAUCACUUAUCUAUAGGAUUAAAUGUAUUUCCAUUAAUAUUUUCAAAAGCCUGGCAAAUCUGUCAAAUCCAAACCUUUUAAAACAUCAAAGGAAAUUAAAACACAUGGUUUCUUAAUACGUCAACCCAGAAUUUUUUGUCUUUAAUUUAUAGUAACAAAUAAUGCUGUCCAUUGUGGCAGGGGUAACGAUUAACUACCCCUAACUCUGCCUAUUCCCAAGAAAGGUGAUCCAAUCGAAUGUGUAAAUUAUAGAACAAUAUCAUUAAUAUCACAUGCAAGCAAAAUUUUGCUGAAGAUCAUUCAAGAACGGCUGUAGCAGUAUAUCGACAGGGAACUGCCAGAAAUUCAGGCCGGUUUCUGAAGAGGACGUGGAACCAGGUAUAUCAUUGCUGAUGUCAGACAGAUCCUGGCUGAAAGCAGAGAAUACCAGAAGGAUGUUUACCUGUGUUUUAUUGACUAUGUAAAGGUGUUCGACUGUGUGGAUCAUAACAAACUAUGGAUAACACUGCGAAGAAUGGGAAUUCCAGAACACAUAAUUGUGCUCAUGAGGAACCUUUACAUAGAUCAAGAGGCAGUUGUUCGGACAGAACAAGGGGAUACUGAUUGGUUUAAAGUCAGGAAAGGUGUGCGUCAGGGUUGUAUUCUUUCACCAUACCAAUUUAAUCUGUAUGCUGAGCAAAUAAUAUGAGAAGCUGGACUAUACGAACAAGAAUGGGGCAUCAGGAUUGCAGGAAGACUCAUUAACAACCUGCUUUAUGCAGAUGACACAACCUUGUUGGCUGAAAGUGAAGAGGACCUGAAGCACUUACUAAUGAAGAUCAAAGACCACAGCCUUCAGUAUGGAUUACACCUUAACAUAAACAAAAAUCCUUACAGCUGGACCAAUGAGCAACAUCAUGAUAAACGGAGAAAAGAUUGAAGUUGUCAAGGAUUUCAUUUUACUUGGAUCCACAAUCAACAGUCAUGGAAGCAGCAGUCAAGAAAUCAAAAGACGCAUUGUAUUGGGCAAAUUUGCUGCAAAGGACCUCUUCAAAGUGUUGAAGAGCAAAGAUGUCACCCUGAAGACUAAGGUGUGCCUGACCCAAGCCAUGGUAUUUUCAAUCACAUCAUAUGCAUGUGAAAGCUGGACAGUGAAUAAGGAAGACCAAAGAAGAGUUGACACCUUUAAAUUGUGGUGUUGGCGAAGAAUAUUGAAUAUACCAUGGACUGUCAAAAGAAUGAACAAAUCUGUCUUGGAAGAAGUGCGGCCAGAAUGCUCCUUAGAGGCAAGGGUGGCAAAACUGUGUCUUACAUACUCUGGACAUGUUGUCAGAAGGGAUCAGUCCCUGGAGAAGGACAUCAUGCUUGGCAGAGUACAGGGUCAGUGGUAAAGAGGAAGACCCUCAACGAGGUGGAUUGACACAGUGGCUGCAACAGUGAGCUCAAGCAUAACAACGGUUGUAAGGAUGGCACAGGACCGGGCAGUGUUUCGUUCUGUUGUGCGUAGGGUCACUGUGAGUCGGAACGACUUGACGGCACCUAAUAACAACAACUCUGCCUGAAGUGAUACUGCUUGCAGAGACUAAAACUAAUGAGCAUGAUAUUGGGAUAACCAGGUUAUCUGCGACUAUCCUUCUGGCACUGGGACAGGUGGUGGGUUACAUGUUGGCAGGUUUAACCCAAACUGGCACACCCCUGCAUAAGGGAUAGUGCGUGGCCUCUCUAACAUGCAUUGCACGUCUCACCCAACACUGAUUUAACAGUGUUUAUCACUGAGAGUUUUAAGAAUUGCGUUCAGUAAAAUUGUUCAAUGUGAAACAUUAGAAACACACUAUUAGCAGCCUCAAGAAGUCAUGCAAUAUAGGCAGCCUUUGGUUUUUCAGAGUGAGAAGGGAGCCUCUAGUUCUGGAUCGUAAUAAAAAGAUGCCUUUCAACAUGCUCUGCAAGGUCCAUUGCUCAAAGCAGAAAUAGUGAAGGAGAUAAGGCAUAUACUUUUGGGCUUCAACUAAAGGGGAACAGUGGAAUUUCAAACACAAUAAGAAAUACAAGAAAUCAAAAUAUUUGUCUGGGAUCUUGACUUCAAGAGAAAAGACUUUAAGCUAAUAAGGGAUAGAGGCUUCACCACUGGAAGACUUAUACAGGCCAAACUCUGGUAGGUGCUGUGUAGAAGCCACUCAGGAAAGUACCAGGGCUACCACAGAGUGCAGAGGAGUGGUAGGCCACCAGAGGGUGUACGAUGGCUGCCCUACUUAAAAAAGAGAGGCUUAGGAACAGAAAUGUCUUAAGGCUUGCCCGAAGUCACGUGCAUGGCUAUAAACAUCCUGUGAUUCAGACUUUUUUUUCAACUUUGGUUUCUGUAGAACUGGCAAGCAAUGAUUGAAUACAUUUUAAAAGUAGAAAGCCCUUAAAGAGUCAGUAAUGAUUCAGUUUUACAAACAAUAGGAUCUAAUGCUACAGAGUUCCAGAGAAUCAAAAUGGUUAACUGGUGUGUUAUUCCUCUCCUGUCCCUCUAAUAAUGGUACUGACAAACUGGGAAAGAGAGAUAUUAGGCAAAAGGGAAACACUUGUGUAGUAACAGAAGGAAGUCUACAAACCAAAACAAAACCCAGUGCCGUCGAGUCGAUUCUGACUCAUAGCGACCCUAUAGGACAGAGUAGAACUGCCCCACAGAGUUUCCAAGGAGCACCUGGUGGAUUCAAACUGCCAACCCUUUGGUUAGCAGCUGUAGCAGUUAACCACUAUGCCACCAGGGUUUCUGAAGGAAGUCUACAAGGAUAUAAAAAAGAGAGAGGAAGUAGACAAAGUAGGCAUGAAAUGAAGCUGUAACAAGUCACACAUAAGAGAACCACGUGCAGAAACGGAAACCAGAAGAUAGGACACCAAACCAGGCACUACAGCUUUUCAACUUAGAUCAAAUCCAGGUUACGAUAAAGAAAGGCAAGACGGGAGCCAUAAAGAAUACAGAACAAUACCUAAAAGUACUCAGUUUCAGGUAUAUUCACUCUGUCUGCAAAAACGUUUGCUAUGUAUUAAUUGAAUGGGUCAAAACUUUUGGUUUUCAAGUCCUUGUUUUUUUAACAGAAUAUUUUGUGUAACACAAGCAAAAUCCUCACAGGUUUGACAGAAGCAUUUGGCCCCAGUGACAGGACUCCAAAGGUAGCAUAACCUAAGAGAAUAAUUUGAGUGAAUUCUUAAUCCCAAUUGAAACAAAGCUAUCCAGCAUACCACAGGCAAAAAGGAAAAUUAAGAUACUAAUUUUGAAUUAGUUUGAAAAUAAUUUUAAAGACAGCAAAAAGAAACAAUAUGGUUUCUGUAAGGAAGUCUGGAAACUGCCAAAGAAUUACAAUCAAAUUCCUUAAUGAGGUAGAUCAUUUAGUUUAGAUUGUAACCAUCACAUGGACUGCUUACAUGCUGCGGUUAAUUGUACAAAAUUAAGCAAGUUUUUUAAAACAGACAUCUAAAAAUUUUUAAGUAUUAAAGAAAUACAGAAGUUAGAACAAAUUUAGUAAAGAACUGGGAACUAUUUCUAACAAUGUAUUUCGAAUUUAAUUUCUAAGCAAAGCAAUCACAAAUGAAAACCAGAAGCAGUUAUAAAGAUCGGGCAUGAAUAAAGUGGUUAGUUGCAGCCAGCUGUAUUACAAAGAAUAGACGAUUCUGUCGAAAUAACACCAUUGGCGGAAGAUUCUGUCACUAAAUCAUUUCACUGUAGCUGUCAAAGUGGUGUGUGUGAUACACAGAACAGAGAAACUUGGAAUCCAGGAGGCCAGUCACUGUGACUGUGUACAAAUUACAACUUCAAUCAUCCAUAAAAUCAAGGGGGUUGACUAGAAGGCCUCCAGAAGCCCAGUUUUAAAAACCUGAAAUUUAUUUAUAAUGAUUACUGUUAGAAGCUCCAUUCCCACCGUCAACCUUACUGUCAGGAGCUGUGGCUAAAAUAGGAGGUAACCACUGGCUCUUGUGGAGAGCCUGGUCUUCUAAACCAAAGGCCAGAAUCCUCUUCCAGAAACCGUGUCUCUUUUCUACCUUUUCUUUUGCCUCUAGUUCCUUAGAUCAAUGGCUCUGUCUGGCUACCUCAUUGAAUAGAUGGGGAAUGAACCAGAGGUCAAGCAGCUUGCUCUCUAGGGUACCAGAGCUAGUUAAUGACAAAGCCAAGACUAGAAUCCAAGUCUGCUGUCCGUUAAGCCCACAGUUCCUUCCACUAAAUCAUACCAUCUACUUGUCUUUCACUCCUGACAAAAAAGCAAAGCACAAAACUAUGAGAAUGAGGGUAGUGGGACAGCAUCUGCUUAGAUAACACCAGCAAGAAAUUAAAUAUGGAGAUGGAAAUAAAUGUCAAUGCUUAAAAAGACUAGUUCAGCAAAUGCAUGGCGGCCUUUAACCGCAUUUUACCAGUCACUGCCCAAGGCCUUCGAAGGCAAAGGAAGCUCCUAGGCUGAGGGAGGGAGGGACAGUAUACUUUGGAUGACAUCUGAAGAAUACAUACAAGGUUGGUGGAAAGUGAUUAAAAUUUCCUAGACAAUUCAAGGAGCUAAAGUACACAGAGAAAGCUAGUAUAAUUUGGCUUAGAAGUAUAACUGCAAUUUAAGUGAACGUUAUGCCACAUAAUUGUUUUGCAUAUUUUUCUUACGUUGAUGACUAAACCCACUGCCGUCGAGUCGAUUCCGACUCAUAGCAACCCUAUAGGACGGCGUAGAACUGCCCCACAGAGUUUCCAAGGAGCGCUGGUGACUAGAACUCACUAUAUGGAAUGAGUUAUCAUAGAUUGUGCCAUCAUAAGACUAAUAAAGGAUCAUUACUAUAGGCCACUGACUCCAAUUUUGACAUUUGUGACCUGUCUCAGUAAUAACAAAAGUAAUAAAAGUCAGGUGCAUUGUUAAUGUUAUCAAGAACCAAGAAUUCAAAGGAACCAAUGUAAUGUGAGUUUUGUGAAACCAUAAUUAUCUUCACAAUGGACCAUUCAAAAUGCACAAAUGCAAAUAGAGAUUUGAAAAAAAUUGAUGAUUAAAGGUAUGGCAAGACGGUCUGCAAACCUAUAAAUAAGAAUAUUUCAUUAUCAGAAAGAAAAAUAAUUGGCCCUCAGCAAGGAAUAAAUGGCUUACGUUUCUGUCUAGCGACAUUUCAUUUAAAUCUGUUAAUUGGGAACAAUGGAAGAGGCACAGGAACCAAUACCAAUCGCAAAUACUCUGUUCUGAGAGGUAUAAUAAAAAUUUCCCUUCUUAUUUUUAUACUGUGGAACUCUGGAACGUCUUACUCAUGGUAAUAAUGACAAGCCUAGACCUCAUGAUAUUCAAAUAGUGAAGAGACAGCAUUAUGUAAAUAAUGAACCAAACAAAAAGUCAAACACAAAAUAAGAAAAAGAAAGACAUUUAUAUUGAAAAAAUUAUAAAUGUAGGCAUCCUGAGUUUCUCAGCUAAAAAAGAACACAGUAAUAUCAAUCUGAAAGGUUGUCGCAAUGAUUAAAUAAUACACAAAAUUCUUAACAGAGUGGUGCAGAAGAACUGCUUAACAAAUGGUAGCUGUUCCUAUUACAACUUUCCUACUAAGAGCUUUCAGUUGGACUAAUCACCACCUCUUCACCACCACAACUUCAUUUUGAGCGCAAGAAUGUGAUCAGUGGUUGUCAGUCAGGUAUCUUUUGACUAGAUCAUUCCCUCACAAGAAAACCAAAAAUAAUAUUUGGAAACCAAGGUGAGGGAAAAAGAAAGUUACCUGAGUAGGCAAUGGUGAGCAAAAACAUAUUUUGACAUUAUUUAUAAGCAGCAUUCAUUCAAGUGAGGAUCCCCUCAUAGUGACACAAAGAUAAUAAGAAAAGGCAAAUUAAAAGUCUUGAAAAUUAAAGGGAAUAGCUGUGACAUAAGCCCUAGUGAAACCAAAAGAAAUAUAUCCAAAGGAAACCAUAAUAACCUAUGCUAGAUGCACUUUUUAUCUAAUGUGAAGACAAGACUUGUCACCCUUUUACCUACUAACCGAGAGUCAGUACACUUGUUUUCCUCUCAGUUUGUUUCUAACAGGACCUUGAUUUCUUUUUCUUUGUUUUAGGAAGCAUUUCGUUCCUUUUUAUUCCCAGUAUGGGAUUUAUUUUUCAAGAAUUCCAUUAUUUUUUCCUUAAAGUCAGGGACCCUUUUCCCUACUCAACCCUAGAAAUCAAAGGUGACCAAAAGAAAGCUACUUCAACUCUGGGAGCAGUCAUGGGCAGGACAGGCAAAGCCACAUGUCGGAACGGGUAAAACAUAAAGGAGACUCCAGGGCGGGAGGCAAGAGCUGAUGAAAGAAAAAUCCUCACGCAAUUUAAAGGCUAAAUGUGGAGGAGGAGCAAAGCUCCUGAAGGAGAAUGGAUGAAAAUGUAAUUAUUAUGGCUUUUCCUCUCCCCUCAUUAGUGGAAGUACUGUUUAUGACUGAGUAAUCUCUUAACAGAGGUCCUUAAAGUUUCCAGGUGGCUUAUUAACAGAUUUAUCUAUUCCAAAAUGUAGAGCUUGUUCCCUUCAGACAUUCCAAGAGUCAGAUAUUGAGAAAAUUUCUAUUUCUCAAAAAAAAAAGAAAUAGGAACUUUAAUUUUAUUGCUUUUGCCCACUCUCCUGAUACUGCUCUUCCUUUCUUUAAAAACAACCCAAAUACAUCCCUUCCCAAACUACACACUGAUCUUAGCAGUGUAAUAAAAGGAACUCUUUUUUAAGCCCCCUGUAGGGGCUCAUAAAAAUAGGUCUAAGGGACAGUGACCCGAAAGCAGACAAACCCAGGACCCAGUCCCCAUCACAGCUUUUCCAUCCUACAAGCACAAUUAAGGCUCAAAAAAAAAAAAAAAGAAAA